Triticum turgidum subsp. durum (durum wheat) is the source of this 1545-nucleotide messenger RNA. NCBI's taxonomy places the organism in Eukaryota, Viridiplantae, Streptophyta, Magnoliopsida, Poales, Poaceae. The record is from the annotation of a GenBank genome assembly.
AUGUCGACCUUGUUCUCGCAAGAGCUGCUCAUCUCCACAUUCGCCAUCAUUAUUGUUCCCCUCUACAUGUUGUACCUCAGGUCUAGCAGAUCAAAGAACCCAUCAGUGCUCCCCAUAAACUGGCCAAUAGUGGGGGUGUUCCCUUACCUUAUCGCCAACUUCCACAACCUGCACGACUACCUCGCCGUCGUCCUCGCCGGAUCAGGCCACAACUUCAGGGCGCACGGCCCGCCUGGGACCGGGUUGCGGUUCUUCAUCACAUGCGAACCGGCCAACGUCCGGCACAUCUUCACGACGAACCAUGCAAACUUCCCCAAGGGCGCGGAGUUCGCCGCCAUCUUUGACAUCGCGGGUGGCAGCUUCUUCACCACCGAAGGCGAGCCCUGGCGUCGGCAGCGCGCAAGAGCCCAGAGAGUCUUGAGCAACCCACGGUUGCUUGCCUGUAUGACCGCUUGCUGCCGCGACAAGGUGGAGAACGGCCUCCCCCCGGUGCUCAUGCACAUGGCGAGCACCGGGACCACGUUCGACCUGCAAGAUUUGACAACAAGGCUCGUGUUCGACAUGACCGCCACGCCUCUCUUUGGCGUGGACCCGGGCCUCCUGUCCUCGGACAUGCCACCCAUGGACGCCGCGGUCGCCAUGGACACGGUCAUGGAGGUGGCCUUGUUCCGGCACAUCGUGCCGACCUCUGGUUGGAAGGUGAUGAGGCGGCUAAACAUCGGCCCGGAAAGGAAGCUCGCCGCAGCACACACGGUUCUACGAGGGUUCAUUGAGGAGAUGAUGGAGAGGAGGAAGAGGAAGGAACAUGCUGGUAAUGAGGGAGCUCCUUCCGUGGACAUCCUGUCUUCCUACAUCGACGAUCCAGACUACCAGCAGAACGAUGGCUUGCUCCAUGCGACGCUCAUCAACUACAUGAUCGCCGGGAGGGACACGAUCGGCACAGCUUUGACAUGGGUCUUCUACAACCUCGCCCAGAACCCUCAUGUCGUGUCGUUCAUCCGCCACGAACUAUCACCCAUCGCAUCACGGAAAGCAGCCACAGGCGCCAACAAUAGCAGCACAAUGGUGAUCUUUGAACCGGAGGAGACAAAAUCUCUCGUCUACAUGAGAGCCGCCAUACACGAGUCUCUCAGGUUGCACCCCCCGGUCCCCAUCGAGCGUAAGACGGCGGUCGCCCACGACGUGAUGCCGAGUGGCCAUGUGGUACACGCCGGUGACACCUUAUUAAUUUCUCUCCACUCCAUGGGGAGAAUGGAAGGCGUGUGGGGGAAAGACUGCCGGGAGUAUAACACGGAUAGAUGGCUCUCAGAGGAUGGCAAGAAGCUGCGGUACGUGCCGUCUCACAAAUUUUUGUCAUUCAGCUCGGGCCCGAGGCUGUGCCUUGGCAAGGACGUCUCAUUCAUGCAGAUGAAUACUAUUGUUGCGGCAAUGGUGUGGAACUUUGAUGUGGAAGUGGUUGAAGGGCAGAGAGUCCAGCCGAAGAUGUCUUGUGUGCUGCAGAUGAAAAAUGGACUCAUGGUGAAGUUGAAGAAGCGAGAAAUGUAA